UUGUUGAUGACGAUGGCAUACGGCGCACGUCAGUUCCUCAGUGGUGUCCCUAGCAGGAGGAGUGCCUGCUAAGAUUUAAAAAAAAGGAAUUAACAAUAACAUUCGCUCCGGCGACUUGCUCUCAACACACGGAGGAACUACAGGGCGGGCGAGUGAAGCGACGGUAGUAUGAGAAACAUGUCAGCUACGCGCAGGGUGGCGUCGAUUCAGAAGCGACUCUUUAACACUGUUUAGAAGGCCUGUUGCUAGCUGCUGUGUAUCCGCGGGGCUAGCCCGGUGCACACAGGGGACGGGAGCUCCGUGGGCUGCUUUGGUCAGCAAGGUUGUUUUUUUUUAACCGACGCUGGCUGCCCCUUUACCACGAAGACGUCACCUCUCCUACUCCGAGGAGACCCACAUAACUGUUAGCUAACACUGGCGUUAGCUAACGUUACCUUGUGUUAACAAGCUAGCUCCGCCCACAACCGAAGAAGAAUAAGUUGGCCCUUCGAAACACAUUGAAAAACUACCACCGGCUGUGAUUUGUAACCUCGUUUUUCUACGCGGACCGGAGGUCGCCGGCCAGGUACCUGGAUCAGAUUGUCCCCCGACUACGGUUAUCGCGUCUUCCAGCUUAUCUACUGCUGCCCAAAGUGUGUCGCCUCACUGGAAUAGAAGGAACAGACUUUGCCGUGCUGGUUACACAACGCUACCUUUAACCGGCUGAACGACGGUAUCCCGGAUGAAGGCUCCCGGAAAAGUGUCCUAUCUAAUGCUGCCGGGGCGCACAGGUGCCCCCUGUUCCUCUCGGCAUUGUUAAUCUCACACCUCCAACCUCCGCCCCGUGUUGCUCUCUACAGCUGAUCCGCCGUUAAACAGAAACGCCAGCACCAUGAAUCGUUACCUGCCGGUGGCGCGGCAGCACUUCCUGGCCGCCCUCGCCAGCACCAGCGUGGUGGUAAAGAGCAUAAGCGCCGUGGUGGUGCUCCUCUACCUGUUGUCGUGGGCCGUGGACUGCCGGUACGCCCUGGGCGUGACCCCGGGCUACCUCUUUCCGCCCAACUUCUGGGUGUGGACGCUGGCGACCCACGGGCUGGUGGAGCAGCACGUAUGGGGUGCGGCGGCCAACGUGGGCACGGUGAUGGCCUGCGGGCGUCUCCUGGAGCCUCUGUGGGGCGCUCUGGAGCUCCUGAUCUUCUUCGCGGUGGUAAACGUCUCCGCGGGCCUCCUGGCGGGCCUCUCCUACCUGCUCACCUACGUGGCCACCUUCGACCUGGACUACCUGUUUGCGGUUCGCGUCCACGGGGCGGCCGGGUUCCUGGGAGGCGUCCUGGUGGCGCUGAAGCAGACCUCGGGGGACACCACGGUGCUCAGGGUGCCGCAGGUGCGACUGAAAGCGGCACCGGCCUUGGUCCUCCUCCUCCUGGCCUUGCUGCGUCUGUCGGGGAUUCACGACACCUCCGCUGACCUGGCGGCAUACAGCUACGGCGCCCUCUCCGGCUGGGUCUACCUGCGCUUCUACCAGAGGCACAGCCGGGGCCGCGGGGACAUGUCGGACCACUUUGCCUUUGCUAGUUUCUUCCCUGAGGCGCUGCAGCCAGCCGUGGGGCUGCUGGCGGGGCUGGUCCACGCAGCCCUGGUGAAGGUGAAGGUGUGCAGGAAGAUGGUGAAGAGGUACGACGUAGGGGCCCCGUCCUCCAUCACGAUCAGCCUGCCGGGGACCGACCCCCAAGACGCAGAGAGGAGGAGACAACUGGCCCUCAAGGCUCUGAACGAGCGGCUGAAGCGCGUGGAGGACACGUCGGCGUGGCCCAGCAUGGACGACGAGGAGGACGAGGACGAGGUGCGGACCGACACACAGCCGCUCCUCCCGGGACCGCCGGCGGGGCCCGUCGGCGCCCCCCUCUCCUCCGCCUCGCAGAGCGGCGGGGGGCCGUCCGGGGGCGCGGCGCAACACCCAGAGUCCAGCAUCAUCAGCUUCGAGGACGCCCCGUCCCGGUCGUAACAGACGGACCGAGAUGCGUCCGGCCGUCCGCGACUAGUGUAAAAAAAAUACGCUCGGCGAGUAGCUACGCGCUCACAGACAACACGUUCGACUAGUUCACGCGCGCACGGCCGAGCCCUCGCGAGCGCGCCGGCAGUGCCAUCGCCACGGCCGAGAGGGUCGGCGGUGUGAAGCGCUGCCUCGGCUCUUCUCCUCCUUCCACGCAUUCGCGAGCCACCGACCGCAGAUCUCGGCCAGACUUGAUCCCGACCGGCGGAGCUCGGCCCGCUGCUUCACGUGUCGCUUUUCUCUUGCUUUCCAAAUAAAAUAAAACACAAACGGGUGCACAGUAGUCUUCAUAAAAGUGUAUUUCGGAGCACCCGUGGGUUGUUCUCUGGUUGGCUUUCCACGAUAAAAAGACUCGCACGGAGCUCUCGGCGAGCGGCAACUCUACGCGCCGGAGAAACCUGAAGCUGACCUUGGCUUUUAGUUGUUGAUGUUUAAACGCCGUGUGUGAAGGAGGAAGUGUUGAAACUAGAUCUGCUGAAGGUCUGUGCUGCUGAUUAACUGUGAUACCAAACUUUUAAGAGUUGAAUUGAAGAGAAUCACCCCGAAUAUUUUAGCCGGCCGGCCGUUGUGUCUCUGGAACCGCCGAGUACCCUCUUUUCUAAACCCCCUCCUCCCCCGUUUGCCCUUCAGUGGACUUUCUGAAAUUCUGCCAUUUUAUUCUUCUUCUUUUCACUAUGUUCAUCACUAAACAAAAUCCCCCCAAAACCUGUUUUGUUUUUGUGCGCUUCAGAAGUGUUCUUUUUUUUUUUUGGGUGCUUCUUGUUCUAUGAGUUAUAAUGAGAUGAUUGUUUGUCUUUUAGCUUAAUAUUAAGCCCACAACAGCAGCAUCACCCUGUACCGCUUUACACCUCCUAGGAUCUGAAAUGAUACAAUGUGCUUGAUUGUGUGUGUGUGUGUGUGUGUUCCAUCAAAGCCGGCGCUGAUGUGUCCUGAUGAGGAGAAAUAUCUCCCCAGACCGCUGAUCAGUAAUCAGGGGAAACGUUUCCCAGUCACAUUCUUUCCACCUGUGACAUCUUUCAUCUCUUUGCUCCUGGUACCAGGGACGACCGCUGGUGAGAACGUUUUCUUAGAAGAUUGAUCUAAAUUGUUUCAAAAUGCUCCAUAAAUUCUAAGCAGACCCAAAGGUCAGUGAUUCAUUCAUUUUGCAUCUGGCCAGAUAAAAUGUUUCCUAAUUGAAGGAGAAUUUCCAAAUCGCUAAGCCGACGCAACAAUGAAAGAAGACGUUGAAAUCUACAAACUACACAACAUGAAUGAAGGUGUGAAAUGUUUAAUUCAAAAAUAACAGCCUGUCUUCUGUAUUUGAUCAUCUGAUAUUAGUAGCAUGAGGAAGAAUCUUGCUGCGGCAUUCCUGACCGUUUAGUUUGUCACUGACUGGGUCAUCUCUAAAUUAAAAACCAAUGAAAUGUAACGAGGCAGAGCGGGAUAAUCAUCGGCCGCCAUCAAUGACCGGGAGGAGAGAACAGGCCUCCUUGGUCUUCUGUGGUUAUUUAAUAUAAAUCUGGGUAUUUUACACUAUGAUACACGUGAUGUUUACACAUGUGUUCUAUCUGUUGGAAAUGGCGGAAUAUUACAAGUGAAAUUACAACGUUUUUCUUUAUUCUGAGAGAUUCUCUCUCGUCGCGUCUGCACUGGAGCUCUGCUGCCGCUUUUGCACUUUUUGAGGAAGGACCGCCCCGACGGCGUGUCCCUUGAUAUUAUGAUGGGCAAAUUCAGAUUAAACGUCUCACUUUGGACUCCAAAUUCCAGGCAGCGAUUAAGUUAUUUCUUCCCCCAGAUGGAAAUGUAUAACGUAAAGGAAGCGAUAAGCCAUAUUUGAGUGAUGCCGUUCGUUGGGCUCUUCACUGUUCCUCCUCGUCCCCUCUGCUCAUUUCACUGUGCUCUCAUUUUUAACAGGACUGUGUGUCUGUGUCCAUUCCUCUGGCGAUGGCGUGUCAAAAAGCAACCCGUACAUUCAGCUUUGCGCACAAUGUUAAAGAGCAAUCUGUGUCAUCUUCAGAGCUUUUUAAUUACAAGUUGCAGCUUUCAUCGGCAGAGCGCAACGAGGCCCGAACACCAUUACCUCUCCAUCUUUGUUCCCUUUAGUCUUUUUAUUCUUUUCCUUCCUGUAUAUUCCUAUUUGUGCUGCGGGAAAACGUCCCGACGGAGAAGAAAGGAAUAAAAUCAUGUGUGUGGACGAUGCUGAUGUGCAGUUGGUGUCUAAAGGAGAGGAAACCGACCCGUUGGUCCAGGACCAGUCGCACCACAGGGGGACUACGGAUAAACCUCAGCAGGGGCUCCUGUUGGCCCCCCAGCAAAGCCCGGUUUCUCUAACCAGUCUCUUGAGUCGACAGGGACUAACGGAAUUAUAAUAUAAUUGGGAAGACGGUCUGUUGGACAAUUAAAAAAAACAAGUUGAUUAUUUGCCUGUCUUCACAACUGAUUAUGAGCUAUAUUGACUUAUUCUAGCGUUGCUUUUUUUAGUCAUGCAGGAAACACGUUUCCUGAACAUCUGAUGGGGAGACGUCUGUUUUCCUGCCCUAAUAUGAUGGACAGAGUACAGAUGAGACGCUUGUCGUCUUGCAAAAGAGUUUAUCACAGCAAUGGUUUCUUUUUUCGCUGCUCUCAUUUACUGCAUCUAUCCGCAGUUUUUCACCAACAGAUCUUGUUGAAUCUUGUUGCACAGACUCUUAUGUUUUUAGUUUUCCGAAAUAUUUCUUUAUCUCUAUAUGAAAUAAAAGACGGUUGUAUGAAAUGGAAA
Messenger RNA from Gasterosteus aculeatus aculeatus (three-spined stickleback), 4769 nucleotides. It is a transcript of the gene tmem115, whose product is annotated as transmembrane protein 115. Lineage: Eukaryota; Metazoa; Chordata; Actinopteri; Perciformes; Gasterosteidae. Gene Ontology annotation, cellular component: Golgi apparatus; membrane. Gene Ontology annotation, biological process: retrograde vesicle-mediated transport, Golgi to endoplasmic reticulum. The record is from RefSeq and is a predicted model, not a curated record.